GCGCUCAAACAGGGCACACAUUCAAAACUGUGACUGUGCUGAAAUCACAUCAGAAGCAGCAGGCAGUGACUUAAUUUCUGUGUGGAGAGGGUGUGUGGCCUGCAGAUCUUCACUGACGACUCAAGGCGGUCUAUGGGAAGUCAUGCAUGGAUGAGAGCACAGUUAGGAGAUGGAUGAGAACGCAGCCAAAAAUUGAUGAACUCGUCCAAAAUGAUGGGUGUGUCACAACCAGUGAGAUGCAUGAGGCUAUCAGUAUUGGUCAAAGUGUUCUUCAGAAAAUCAACACCCUCAGAAGUCAUUUCAGGAUGACAAUCAAGUCAAGGAGGUUGUCAACAAGUGGCUUCAAGAUAUUAGCAAGGAAAUUUACUGCAAUCUCAUACAAACCCUCGUGAAACGCAAGCAAAAGUGCCUUGAUUGCAAUGGGGACUACAUUGAAAAAUAGUCAGGCCUUCAGAGAGCACUAGGCAACUCACCUAAAAAGUUUGGAGCCAUUCUCUUAAAAGGGCAGCGAAGGAAAUGGCAUCUCGCCGAUUGCUGGCAAAAGUUUACACAAGCCACACACUUUCGGCAUGGGGCGAUCGAAUGUGGACAUUUGCGAUUGGACUCUUCCUCGUCCAGCUGGCUCCUGAAUCCCUUCGCCUGACUGCCAUCUAUGGCAUUGUUGUCUCCUGUACCAUCCUGUUCUUCUGCUCCACCACUGGGGACUGGGUUGAUCGAUCCCCUCGCCUUCGGGCUCUUUGCACUGAGAAACCUGAUAUCUCCCCUUUUGUCCUCUACGCUGAGAUGAUGAAGUAUCGAAUGAAAGAACUGAAGACUCGCAGGUUCAUCGCCGUGAUAAUAUCAAGACUCGUCUCAUCCUGGAUAUUACGUUCGUGUCGAGUCCGCCUGGAUCGACGGCAACGAACCGGAGGGGAUGAUGAAGUACGGUGGAGCGACGUCACCAGAGUGUCAAAGGACGUGGAAGAUGACCCGGAACUCUUUAUGCGCCUGUUUUCAUCUUACCCCGCUCGUCUGAAAGCAGUCAGAGACACACGGAUGAGAUGGAAACGGAAGUGGGCGGAGUGGAGAUCACUAUCCAGACUGGAAGGGGAGAGGCAACCGUUCGCCCCGGAGGCGAAAAUGUCGAGGGAUAAAAAGGGCUGGAGCAUCCCCGUUUCCGUGCAGUCUUCCUGGGUACGGUCGUGUGUCUCCAUGUCCCAUGGGUCUGGUCUUGGAGGGAUGGAGGGUCGUCGUCUCUGUGGAGUCAUGAAGACUGGUCGUUCCGGUCAGCGCCAUCUCUUCAAGCGCCAUCUCUCGAUGAGCAUGAAGACUGAGGAUAUGGAUCAUCGCCAUCUCUGGACGGUUCUAAAAACAGAGAUCCCGAUGAAUGCCAUCUCUGGAGAGCUUCAGGGCCAAGAGCUUCAG
Molecule: messenger RNA, 1404 nt
Organism: Darwinula stevensoni
Lineage: Eukaryota; Metazoa; Arthropoda; Ostracoda; Podocopida; Darwinulidae
Source: the annotation of a GenBank genome assembly